Molecule: messenger RNA, 722 nt
Organism: Cottoperca gobio
Lineage: Eukaryota; Metazoa; Chordata; Actinopteri; Perciformes; Bovichtidae
Exons: 7
Coding region: 282-626 (114 amino acids)
Source: RefSeq, a predicted model, not a curated record
AUUAGGCCCGAGUGGCAACUGAUGAAAUGCAACUUCGUAGUCAAAUUUCCAUCACAUAAAGAGAGCAUCAGGCCAUGAGCUCCGAGCAGACAGCUGGCAGACGGACUGACUGCAGCUCCACUGCCGAUGCCUGUGUUGAGCCGAGCGGUGCAGAUGCGCUGUCUGGGUCCUCCGUCUGGAGUGAAGCCUCUCUGAACUAAAACCAGAGGAACCAUGGACAAUCCAGAGAGGUGUGCCUGUACUGCUCAGGGGUGAGGAGGAGAGCAGUUGAGGAGGAGGAGAUGGGCUGCACCUCUGCCAAGCAGGUGUCUGCCGUGCCCAACGGUGAGGAGGGCCAGAAUAAAGCCUACAGCAACGGGGACCUCCUCUCAGAUGAGUACAAGAUGAAAGGAGUGGAGAAAGUCAAGUACAUCAGUGGAGAAGAGGGAGGCGUGGACGGCCAGGACAGCACAGAGAAGAGUGCUCUCCUCGGUAAAGGUCAACACAUCGAUGAAACAGGGUCGAACGGAAAUGGAAAGAUUCUGAUCAUCCACUCCUCAGAGAGUCAGCAGGAAUUCUUCAGGAUGUUGGACGAGAAAAUUGAAAAAGGCCAGGACUACUGCUCAGAGGAGGAACGCAUGACAUAGCACUGUGCUCGUCUCCAUCGGUCCAAUGUGAAGAGUGUUACAGACGGACCGUACCAUGUGCUACCACGUGGGGGGGGGGGGGACUGUCCCUUGUAU